UUUACUUAAAGUCGAAUAAAGUAAAGAAACAGAGACAUUGUUUAUUCCUACAUUCACUUGUAAAUUUAAAGUAAAAGCUAAAGUUUGAUAGUUUAGGUUCUUGAUUUUGGUAUAUAUGACUUGCAGUCUUCUCAUAAAUAUAUAUUCAAUCCCAGCACCAAAUUAUCCUUCCAGUAAAUUUUGAAUCCUAAUUCUAAAUCUCUUCCCCCACACAAAAAUGAAGUCGGUGUUUGAGUACUUCAGCAAUUCUGGAUACACAUUCGAAGAGUGUAAUUUUCGACAAGAUUUUAUCAGAUGCCAUACGUGCAACGAAUCAAUUGAAGGCUCUGUGGGAUAUUGGUUUACUGAUACUAGGCUCAGUGAUCGUCAAAGCAUCUUCCUGCACAAGACCUGUUCAGAAUUGCCCAUAUCAGUUUAUUUACAUGAGCACUCAUUAUGUUUAAAAGAGGAUAAUAUUUUCAGUGAGGAUGCUGCUUGCCGUAUUUGCAACAAACCAAUUGCAGGCUCUCCUACAUUUACAUGUACUAAUCCUGAUGAAAAUGUCAAUUGUCAAAAUUUCUACUUGCACAAGAUCUGUGCCGAAUUGCCCUUGCAGAUAAACCACCAUAAGCACAACAUACACCCUCUUGCUCUGUUUCCUCAGCCUGAUGGUCACAUCUGUAGUGUUUGUACUCGUUCUGUGAAGAUCUGUUAUGCAUGUUACGACUGUGAGUUUAAUGUGUGUGUGUUUUGUGCUUUUGAGCAAAGAGUGCUUCAUCAUGAAGGACACAAGGAGCACACACUCACAUUAAUGAAGAAGGAAUCUUUGUUCCAGUGUGAUGCUUGUAAUGAGGAGGCUAAAGACUAUUUCUAUGCUUGCACCACCUGUGAUUUUGUGGUCCACAAGAGGUGUGCCUUUUCCCCUUAUAUUAUCCCAAAUCCUAGUUACCACCAUCACCCUCUUAAUCUCAUCUACUCCAUUCCUGACAUUCAUCGUUAUUUCAAGCAAUUUUGCAGUAUCUGCGGUGAAUUUGUAUGCAAAAGCUACUGGGUGUACUAUUGCCAUAAAUGCACAUAUUUUGUGCACAUGAAAUGUUCCACAUCCACAGUAUCCAUGCGAAAUAAGGAUGAAGCAGAUGACAUUGACAAUGAAUCUGAUCUGCUACAAUUUCCUCUGCCUAGCCAAGAAUCAAUGUUUGAUCUCAUUGUAACUCAGUGUGCCAAGUCCCAAAUUGACUUAAAAGAUGAAGGGGAAAACUGUGUUACUAUGUCAACAGCACCUAAUGAUCCACACAUAAUUGAAAAACACUGGAGUCACGAGAUCCAUCCAUUACAACAGCUCUUGUGUACUGUUAGUGAGAACGAUGAGGACGAUAAUGAUGGCAGAAGGACGCUGAUAUGUAAUGGAUGCAUUCAACCUAUAACGGUUUCUCAUCCGUCAUACUAUGCUUGUAUCCAAUGCGGUUUCUUUCUCCAUUCCUUCUGCGCGACUAAGUUGCCACAGAAGCUACCUGUAGGAGCAUCCCAUUUUCACCCUAAUCAUUCUCUCUUGCUUCAGAAGCCCGGUAAAUUCUAUUAUGAUGUUCUCUGUGAGUCUUGCUACCUUGUGACAAAUGGAUUCUACUACCAUUGCCAGACAUGUGAUAUCAAUAUUGAUAUCCGUUGUGCAUUCUUACCAACCAGGAUAAAACACAAAUCUCACAAGCACCACUCCCUUGUUCAGCGUUUCUCUUCUAAUUCCAGGUGUUGUGUAAGUGGGUCGACAAUUGAAAAUGAUAUGGUAUAUGCAUGUGAAACUUGCAGUAAUUUCCAAAUGAAGAAAUAUUGUAUAUUUUUUCCAAGUAGCGCGAAACACAAAUAUGAAACUCACCCCCUAACCUUGAGAUAUCCACCAUUCUUCUACGAGGGGGUAUUCUACUGUGAAAUCUGUGAGGAACGAGUCAACAACCAAGAAUUGCUCUAUCAUUGCAGUGAAUCUGAACAUUCAUUUCACCGUUAUUGCUUGGGCGUUAUCAGCAAUAUGAAGUUAGGAGGGAGCAUUAAAGUUUUUAUCAUGGAUAAACCACACACACUUGCAUUAGUUAUCAAGAACCUAACAAGAAACAAGUCCACAGACACUUGUUCCCAAUGCUUAACACAUUUCUCCCUCCCAGAAUGCUUUUUGGAAUGUGAUGGCUGCGGAAUUCUUGCAUGUGCCGGCUGUGCCAGUAAACUCUUGGGCGAAAAACAGGCCAACAACAGAGCGCCCUUCUAUCGAAGUACUCACAGUAUUUAUAUAUGAACUAUGAAGCAUGUUCAUUGUUCUGCAUUUUAUAUCAAGUUUAUAUUUUUUUUUGUUUUUA
Messenger RNA from Daucus carota subsp. sativus, 2321 nucleotides. RefSeq lists its product as uncharacterized. Lineage: Eukaryota; Viridiplantae; Streptophyta; Magnoliopsida; Apiales; Apiaceae. The record is from RefSeq and is a predicted model, not a curated record. Bases 218 to 2260 code for a protein of 680 amino acids. The transcript has 2 exons.